CCGACCACCUAUAUGCCAAACUUGGCCACAAUACUACUUUAAACUCACCGCAACCUAACAGAAAAGUAGAGUUUAAUACUCCAUGUCAUAUACUCCCUAAAAAUGUAUGCGGAUAUAUUGUGUAUGUAAUUAGGAUUUAUUCGGCUUCAUCCUUCUUGUCCAUUUUAUCCUGUAGGGUUUGCAAUCUUCAUGUUCGGAUCAUUGAAACGAUGAUGCUUUCACGAAUCGGACGCUCACUUGUUAAAUCUUCUCGCUCCAGGGUCAAUCCAGGCUUAGUUUCUGGUGGUUAUUAUCCAAAGACAAAGGUUUGCGAUGAUAGUAUAUGGAUUGCACGCGCUGAAGGCGGGGCAGGCCUUGCGAGAAGCUAUUUGACGUCUAUUUGGGCUGUAAAGGGGACUCUUAACAAAGUUUAUUCUUCAGAUAUUGGCAAUAUUUUCGCAAACCCAAGACUUCGUAGGUUUUUUUGCAGUCAAGCUCCUAAAAGGAAAAACUAUGAGAACUAUUAUCCGAAGAAUAGGAAAGAAGAACCUAAAGCAAACAACCAAAAAGCAGAGUCAGGAAGAGAGGAUUCAGGUACGGGUCAGCAAGGAAGCUCUCAGGACAACUUUUUUAAGCAAUACCAAAACUUGAUCACAACUUUGUUGUUUAUUGGGCUUGGAUUAUCCUCAACGGUUUUUAGUCCGCAAACUCAGAAUGAGAUCAGCUUCCAGGAGUUCAAAAACAAACUACUUGAACCUGGUCUUGUUGAUCAUAUUGUUGUCUCAAAUAAAUCAGUGGCAAAAGUGUAUGUAAGGAAUUCUGCACCCACCACCAACCAAAGUGGUAGUGAUUCUGUUCUUAGCCAAGCACCAGAUACCAAUGGUAAAAGAAGUGCCGGCCAAUACAGAUAUUAUUUCAACAUUGGAAGUGUUGAAUCGUUUGAGGAGAAGCUUGAAGAAGCACAAGAGGCAUUAGGAAUAGAUCCUCAUAAUCAUAUUCCAGUGACUUAUGUUAACGAAUUGAAUUGGUUUCAUGAGAUAAUGAGGUAUGGUCCUACUGUGUUACUUCUAGCAACCCUUUUCUUUAUGGGUCGGAAGAUGCAAGGUGGGAUAAGUGUUGGAGGCCCCGGUGGAAAAGGCAGCCGUGGAAUAUUUAAUAUAGGUAAAGCCCAUUUCACAAAGAUGGACAAGAACUCAAAAAAUAAGGUGUUUUUCAAAGAUGUGGCUGGAUGCGAUGAGGCUAAGCAAGAAAUCAUGGAAUUUGUUCACUUCUUAAAAAACCCCAAAAAAUAUGAGGAAUUGGGAGCAAAAAUUCCCAAGGGUGCUCUUCUUGUGGGUCCUCCUGGUACUGGAAAGACACUUCUAGCCAAGGCUACAGCAGGAGAAUCUGGUGUGCCUUUUCUCUCCAUUUCUGGUUCUGAUUUCAUGGAGAUGUUUGUUGGCGUUGGGCCAGCAAGAGUUAGGAGCUUAUUUCAAGAGGCAAGGCAAUGUGCACCUAGUAUAGUUUUCAUUGAUGAAAUUGAUGCAAUUGGCAGAGCAAGAGGACGUGGUGGGUUUUCAGGUGGGAAUGAUGAACGUGAGAGCACAUUGAAUCAGCUUCUUGUGGAGAUGGAUGGAUUUCAGACUACAUCAGGUGUAGUUGUGCUUGCUGGGACAAAUAGGCCUGAUAUUCUUGACAAAGCCUUGUUGAGGCCUGGUCGAUUUGAUCGUCAAAUUUCAAUCGACAAACCUGAUAUUAAAGGCCGCGAGCAAAUAUUCAGAAUAUAUCUGAAAAAGUUGAAACUUGACCAAGAUGCAUCAUAUUAUUCGCAACGGCUUGCUGCUCUGACACCUGGAUUUGCUGGGGCCGACAUUGCAAAUGUGUGCAAUGAGGCUGCUUUAAUUGCAGCAAGGAAUGAGAAUAUCCUGAUACUUAUGCAACAUUUUGAGGCGGCAAUAGAUAGGGUGAUUGGCGGUCUUGAGAAGAAGAACAAGGUCAUUAGCAAACUGGAAAGGAAAACAGUCGCUUACCAUGAAGCUGGACAUGCAGUUUCCGGUUGGUUUUUGGAACAUGCAGAGCCAUUGCUUAAAGUAACAAUUGUACCUCGUGGUACUGCAGCCCUUGGAUUUGCACAAUAUGUUCCUAAUGAAAAUCUGUUGAUGACGAAAGAACAGCUCUUUGACAUGACUUGCAUGACCCUUGGUGGUCGAGCAGCUGAACAGGUUCUGCUGGGAAAGAUAUCUACUGGGGCACAAAAUGAUUUGGAGAAAGUGACCAAGAUGACAUAUGCUCAAGUAGCAGUAUACGGUUUCAGUGAGAAAGUCGGGCUGCUGUCCUUCCCUCCAAAUGAGAAUGCAUUCGAUAUGAGCAAACCUUAUAGCAACAAAACAGCCGCCAUCAUCGACAACGAAGUUAGGGAAUGGAUUUCAAAGGCUUAUACACGCACAGUGGAACUCGUGGAGGAACACAAGGAACAUGUAGCUCAGGUUGCUGAAAUGUUGCUUGAGAAAGAGGUGUUGCAUCAAGGGGAUUUGGUCCAGGUACUUGGUGAACGGCCAUUCAAGUCCAGUGAGCUUACAAACUAUGACAGGUACAGAGAUGGAUUUCUACAAGAUAAAGAGGCUGAAAAUAAAGACACGUCAGCAGCAACUGAUGAUGAUAAUAAUAGCAAGGGUACGAAGGAUGACAGAUCAUCUUCUCUCGAGCCCGAGGUUGUAACUGUAUGACAUUUUUUAUGAUUGAUGAUGUUGAUUUGUAACUGAGAUGAUAACUGCAUCUUCCAUAUUUGCCUUCUCUGCCCGCUCCCAACAAGUAUAUAAAACUUCCAAACCUGCUAUCACAUCAAUCACUGGUAAGUCCUUAAAUGUAAGUACUACUACGUAUUUAAUUUCUUAGUUUGUAUGUUGCAUGAUGACAACUGAACUUGAAACAAUAAAAAAAAUCUAUUGCCUUGAUGUUAUGGAAUACUUUCAUUUUCAUUUCUGCUAAUUAGAUGUUUGCCUUCAAA
Messenger RNA from Cuscuta europaea, 2965 nucleotides. NCBI's taxonomy places the organism in Eukaryota, Viridiplantae, Streptophyta, Magnoliopsida, Solanales, Convolvulaceae. The record is from the annotation of a GenBank genome assembly.